Molecule: messenger RNA, 1789 nt
Organism: Orbicella faveolata
Lineage: Eukaryota; Metazoa; Cnidaria; Anthozoa; Scleractinia; Merulinidae
Product: BRO1 domain-containing protein BROX-like
Source: RefSeq, a predicted model, not a curated record
UAUCUCACGAAAACAUAUCCAUUUCGGUUCAUGAUUCGUGGCCGUGUUUCGCCCAAAAACCGGAUGUCAAGUAAAGAUUUCAAGUAAUUGCGCGAAGUUUGAUGUUAAUAUUCACUUACACAAACAAGAGUUUAUCCUUGGUGCUUUUUUAUCUUGGCCCUUGUCGUUCCUUGUUGUGACAGAAAUGAUUUGGCCUGUCGGUUUCUCGUACAAAUUAUGUCCGCUUUUCUGGAAGCAUUGUUAUCGAAUUUUCAUAACACCAUGUGGCCGGAAAAAGUAGACGGAAACUUGAUUGAAUAUAUAUUCAUUGACGUGGCUUGCUGAAUUUAAUGGGCUUCCCCAUCUGUUCUUUGAGGAGUCAAUAAAGCAUUGUGUGUGACGCCCAAAUGGUUUUCUAGUAGUUCGUUCAAUUUUCCUUAGUUUUGAGGAAAAUUCAACCGUACCAGCAUGUUUUUCUUUUCUAAAGUGAAAGAGGACGAAUCUUCUCCAGAUUCGUCGACAGGAAAACCGCCGCCUUUACUUCGAAGACACGAUACUUUUGGGAGUGCCGAAUUGUUUGAAGCUUGGGCGAAAGAUUCUUUUAUCAACCAAAGCACAAUUGACAUUCUGGUGAAAACGCAUCAAAUCGAUUGCUUGCCCGCGGUUCUUGCGUUGAAAAAGGAAGAUUACCCCCAGUUGAAUCUACCGGUCGGUCAACGAAGGCUUCUUGAAGACGCGGUUGAGAAACUACGCCAAGAAUACGAGUUGGUCAGACCACCAACACCAAAAGCAAUAAUUAAUCUCGAGAUGCCGGUUUAUAAAUCAAUGUUGGAGAUAGGAGAACUUGCGGAGGAAGAGACAGGGCCAAGUGAAAUGGACGACAGGGGUCAGUUUCAGGAAGAAGUGCCUAUUUCCCGCGCGCAAUCGGGAUUCGUUUCUCAGAGAAAAUUGGGCCAAGCUAGCAGCUUUGUUGAUUCUGGAACGGAAAAAAGAGACAGUGGACCUGAGAAGGAAACCUUACUGGCUACGGAACAGAGGAAACUAUCGCCACAGACAGCGCAGCGGAGAAAAGAUGGUAGCAAAUCUUCCCCAAGACAAUCCCAAGCAUGCAGCGAGACAAAGAGUUACCAUGACGACGGCGAUGAUGAUGGUGACGAAUACACAGCGUGCGCAUGUCAGAGAUGGAUGUUCGUUACAAUAUUCAUGCCAAUAUUUGUUGUUUUAUCAAUUUUAGGAUUCAUUUUCGUUCUUCUUCUCAUGCCAUUUCGUUUAUGUUGCCCUCAAGGUGGAGUAUUCACCAACGUUUUAACAUUUCUAUUUGAAGUCUUCAUAAUGGCUCCUUGUCUGGCGUGCAAGUGGGCGUCUGGGAAAGGAAAACAGCAAGCUAACUGGACAGCGGGCAGUAAGCCUCGCUAUGGUGGGACAGAUGACGUGGAGCUUGGUGACAAAUAACUCCUCAUUAGAAGAACUAAAAAAAAUAAUAAUUUUAGGCCUACUUGUACAGUUUUAUUUCUUGUUAAAAUAUUUAUUCCUAGGGUUAAUUAUGCUACGCUAAUGGACUUCUGGAGAGAAGAGUGAGGACUUUGGAAAACACAAUGGGGCGCUGUGCUGCCCCAGAAUAAAUCAUUGCUUAGUACCCCCCCUCCUCUACUAUUUUCGAGGGCUAUUAAGGUCCACGUUGUUUUCCAUUUAGAAAAAAACCGGAAAUUCCUGUUGGCAUGUAAGGCUCUGUUUCCAAGGAGGGAGGGUUACCCUAGCAAGCGGUUAACCCCAGCUGGAGGGCAAAAGAUAGCCCGGGUUUACAAGCAAA